AUGUCUGUCUUCCAGAGCAAGCUCACGUUGCUGACAUUGAUCUUUUUGUUUCAAUGGGUCGCAUGCAAGGUAGUUCAAUAUGAACUCAAUCUCACAUGGGAAGAUAAGGAAGUCGCCGGGUUUACGAGGAAAGCCAUUGCCACAAAUGGGCAUACCCCCGGUCCGGCGUUGUGGAUACAACAAGGCGACGAUGUUGAAAUUCUGGUGAACAAUUCCAUGCCAUUUGGGUCUACACUUCAUUUUCAUGGAAUUGAACAGCGCGGUACACCCUGGUCCGACGGCGUACCUGGUUUGUCGCAGUACGAGAUUGCGCCAGGCGACCAGUUUCUCUACAGAUGGAAGGCGGAACAGUAUGGGAUUUAUAUGUACCAUGCGCACACGCGAGGCCAGACGGACGACGGCUGCUACGGGGCCAUGUAUAUCCAGCCCGAUGAGUCCGAGGAGAGACCCUUUGGGCUGAUCGCUGGAGACGAAGACGACCUCCAUGCCAUGCUGGAGGCGGAGCGCAACACCCAGCCGCUCCUUCUCUCAGAUUGGCGCUCCCUCACGGCAGAAGAAAUCUGGCAGGCAGAGAUAGACUCUGGGGUCCCAAGUACUUGCUCUGUGGCGGUCCUGAUUAAUGGGAAGGGGUCCGUGAAGUGUCUUUCCAAGGACGAGCUCAACGCAGCCACUACCCCUAUACAGCGGAUUGGUCUUGGAGACAGGCAAUUGACUGAUCUUGGCUGCCUGCCUGCUGUCACUGGCAAUAGCACUGGCUUCCCUCAGAAUGCAGACAUUCUGCCUGAGACCUUCCAGGAUGGAUGCAGGCCUAGUCAGGGUCCAGAGGAGAGGUUCAUAGUAGACCCUGCUACCCGAUAUGCCAGUUUUGACUUGCUCAGUAUGGCUGGAAGCUCGCAGCUUGUGUUCUCCGUAGAUGAGCACCCCAUGUACAUCUACGCGGUCGACGGCCGAUACGUCGAGCCGGUCAAAGUCGACGCCAUCACACUUCCCAUCGGGACACGAUAUUCCGUCCUCGUGAAGCUGGACAGCAAACCUGGAGACUACACCUUACGAGCCGCCAAUAGCUUCCGCGCCCAGCUCAUCGGUGGCACGGGUGUCUUGUCUUACCGCAACGCAGAUAAGCAGCGCGGACCCUCGACUCCUUCCAUCACACUAGGGGCCGCAACGAUCAACGACGCCGUGUUGCUAGACGAGUCCAUCAUCGUUCCAUUUCCGGCCGUAGCACCCGCACCGCAGGCCGACCACACUUAUAUCCUGAACGUGGACCACUUCAACGCUUCGUACCGGUGGGUGAUGGGCAACAGCAGCUUUCCGCUCGAAGCCGAGAAGGCCACUCCCCUGCUGCUCAAUCGCACCUCGAUCCCGACCGAGUACACUAUCACUACGCAUAAUGACACGUGGGUGGACCUCAUCCUCAACGUGACAACAGCCGGCCAGCCCGCGCACCCGAUCCAUAAACACUCGACCAAGUUUUUCGUCAUCGGUGAGGGCUCGCAGCCGUGGACGUGGUCGUCCGUCGAUGAGGCGAUCCAGAACGUGCCGCAAAACUUCAAUCUGCAGAAUCCGCAGCUUCGCGAUACUUAUGCAACUCCGGCGGCUACUACCAGCCCGACCUGGCUGGCUCUGCGGUACCAUGUUGUUAACCCGGGCCCGUUUCUGCUUCACUGUCAUAUCCAGAUGCACAUGAACGGAGGCAUGGCGUUGGCUGUGCUGGAUGGGGAUGAUGCGUGGCCAGAGGUCCCAGAGGGAUACUUGCUACCUGCUGUAGAGUGA
This is a messenger RNA of Aspergillus candidus, 1773 nucleotides long. Its product is annotated as putative L-ascorbate oxidase. The record is from RefSeq and is a predicted model, not a curated record. NCBI's taxonomy places the organism in Eukaryota, Fungi, Ascomycota, Eurotiomycetes, Eurotiales, Aspergillaceae. The coding region runs from base 1 to 1773 and encodes 590 amino acids. The transcript is spliced from 3 exons. Gene Ontology annotation, molecular function: oxidoreductase activity; copper ion binding.